AGCUGAGAAGGCUUCAUUAUCCGUUGUGGAACCCGAUGUUGUCAAAUAUCGCGGGAGCCGCCUCCCUAAUCACUACGUAAUGUGCCGUGCUGCUUCUAGCGGCGCUGGUGACAGUGCUGAAAGCUGUUGGGUAUGAAGUGAAACCGAACUGAAAUUUUGUACCAUCCGCAACUGCUUCAAGUUCAGAUCACAACCAAGGAACUGAAGACAAACCUCCCCUGAUCUAAAUAAGUUGCAACACUGAAGCCACGAGGGGGGGUAAAAGGAUCACUUCAAGGAUUUAAAACACGAGAAACCAAAUCCUGAAACGACCAAAGAACACGCAUAUCAGCCCAACUGAAACGUGAAAGAGAAGCAAUCCUAUGCCCAAGCAUACUCUAAGAAGAUAACUGAUCUGAAACCAGAAGUUUGUGCCUACUCAACAGCUUUGACAAAGCACACGUCCCAACGCUGCUCCUAGCCCUCCUCAUCCUAACUACGCUGCCGACUCACCACUAAGGUGUAGAGUGGGCUGCUAUCUGCUAGUACCCUCCCAUAGUUCUGUCUCUCUCUACUCCUCCUUUGUUUUCUCUGUAACUUUUCUAAGCGGUGCUAUUGCACCUGCAACUGCCUUUUUGUGUGCUAGAUUUCCCCUCCAUCAUUUUUUUCUUUUUUUUUCUUUUUUUUUUUUACUUUAUGCAACCACCUAGCUCUUGUGCCAGAAAUUUGUUAGGAGUGUGCAUGUGUUAAACGGUGCGUCUGUGUGUGUGAGAGGCUCUGCGACGUCAUCAAGAUCCAGAGAAUUAAGAUAAAAGAAACAGUAAAGACAUCCAGCGGUGUAUCAUUGGGUGCUUACUUAACGGUUCCUAAAUAAAUCAAGCAAAAAAAAAAGAAAGAAAUUCAAACCAGUAUUCAAGUUCAGCAAGUGCUCAAGCAACUUUGGUUCAAGUUUAUGGGAAAAUAUGGGCAGCCCCUGGAAAGGCUUUGUUGAGUUUACCUUGCCUGCGUCUCCGCCUACCGCGUUUGUUAGUGCUGACCUGAGCAGCACCUCCCCUGUGGGACUCAGCCUGUCGCCAUAUGGCCGAUCAAUGAGUUUUGACCCAGGGAUGCUUCAUAACAAUGGCCAUACCGCAUAUGCCAACGGCUCAGGGCCUGGCAUCAGAGAGACGGGUGUGGUGGAGAAACUCUUGACUUCCUAUGGAUUCAUCCAGUGCUCAGAGCGUCAGGCUCGUCUUUUCUUCCACUGCUCCCAGUACAACGGCAACCUGCAGGAGCUUAAAAUAGGAGAUGAUGUAGAGUUUGAGGUAUCCUCUGACAGGCGCACUGGCAAGCCCAUAGCAGUGAAGCUGCUUAAGAUAAAGCCAGAAGUGCUGCCAGAGGAGCGCAUCUCGGGCCAGGUGGGGCCAGACCUGCACGUCUAUCCCUUUACUGUGCUGCAUGGUUAUAUUCAUCCAGUUGUCUCAUCAGUCCCUCUGAACCUGGAUGGAAAAGCAGCUCCUGGUCAGGUUCCCUCUGGCAGUGUUUGUUAUGAACGUAACGGGGAAGUUUUUUACCUGACCUAUACCCCGGAGGACGUGGAGGGCAACGGCCCUUUGGAGACAGGCGACAAAGUCAGCUUUUACAUGGAGACAAACAAGCAUACUGGUGCGGUGAGCGCUCGAAAUAUUCAGCUUGUGAAGAAAAAGCAGGCACGGUGCCAGGGAGUGGUGUGUGCUACAAAGGAGGCCUUCGGCUUCAUUGAGAGGGCAGACGUGGUGAAGGAGAUCUUCUUCCACUACAGCGAGUUUAAGGGCGACCUGGAGGCUCUUCAGGCUGGAGACGACGUGGAGUUCACCAUCAAAGACAGAAACGGGAAGGAAGUGGCCACAGACGUGCGCCUGCUGCCCCAGGGCACGGUCAUCUUCGAAGACAUCAGCAUUGAGCAGUUUGAAGGCACCGUUGUUAAAGUAAUUCCCAAGGUUCCCACUAAAAACCAGAGCGACCCCCUGCCUGGCCGCAUCAGUACAAGGAUCGGCUUCUCUGAGAAGGAGCUUCCUUUUGGGGAGAAGGACACCAAGUCCAAGGUGACGCUUCUGGAGGGAGACCACAUUCAGUUUAACAUCUCCACCGACCGCAGAGAUAAACUAGAGAGGGCUACAAACAUUGAAAUCCUCCCAGACACCUUCAACUUGACCAAGGAGACCCGUGAAAUGGGGGUGAUCGCAGCCAUACGCGACGGCUUCGGCUUCAUAAAGUGCGUGGACCGAGAUGCCAGAAUGUUCUUCCACUUCAGCGAGGUCCUGGAGGAGAGCCAGCUGCACAUCUCGGAUGAAGUGGAGUUCACUGUUGUGCCUGUAGGUUCUGUUAAGCUUUUCACAAAAGAUAUGCUGUCCGCUCAGAGAAACCACGCCGUGCGCAUCAAGAAGCUCCCCAAAGGAACGGUGUCCUUCCACACCCAGUCUGAGCAGCGUUUCGUCGGCGUCGUGGAGAAGGAGGUGAUCUCAGCCGCCAACAAGAACGCAAGUCCCACUAAGGGAAAGGAGAAGAAAAAAGACAAGGGUAAAGUUGUGGAAAAGGAAGCUGAAGAGGGAGUGAUUGCAUAUGAAGACUGUGGUGUGAAGCUCACUGUGCCGUAUCAUGUCAAAGACCUGGAGGGAGGAGGAUACCCUCAAGCUGGAGACAAGGUGGAGUUCUGCAUCAACGAGAUGAAGCGAACCGGCCAGCAGAGUGCAGUUUCCAUCAGGGUCCUCAACCGCAAUGCCUCCAACUCCAGAAGACUGCACGGUUUUGUUGCUGCGCUGAAGGAUAACUUUGGCUUCAUCGAAACGGCAAAUCAUGACCAGGAAGUUUUCUUUCACUACAGUGAAAUGUGUGGGGAUGUUGAUAACCUGGAGCUAGGCGACACAGUGGAGUAUACCCUCUCUAAAGGAAAAGGAAACAAAGUCAGCGCUGAAAAGGUCACCAAGGUGGCUGCAGUAAAUGGUACUGGUGAAGACGUUGGUGCAUCAGUGAUGGCAGGGAAAAUCCUCCGGCCCAUCCGCAGCGUGGAUCCCUCACAGACCGAAUAUCAAGGACUUAUUGAAGUCACCGACGAAGGUGGAGAAAAGGGGCAGAAUUAUGCCUUUGGAAUCAUGGGAAUGACAAACAAGGCUGAUUGUCUGCAGAAGGGAGAACAUGUCAGGUUCCAGGUUUGCACUGUGAGCCAAACUGGCCAGAAGAUGGCCUGUAAUGUUGUCCCUCAGCGCAGAGCUCCAGUGGAGUGUGUCAAAGACCAGUUUGGUUUCAUCACGUACGAGGUGGGAGAGAGCAAGAAGCUGUUCUUCCACGUAAAAGAAGUGCAGGACGGCGUGGAGCUGCAGAUCGGCGAUGAGGUGGAGUUUUCCGUCGUCUUCAACCAGCGCACUGGAAAAUGUAGCGCCUGCAACGUGCGCAGAGUCAGCGAGGGACCCAAACCAGUGGCCACGCCCCGUCCCGACCGCCUGGUGAACCGCCUGAAGAGCAUCACUCUGGACGACGCCAGCGCCCCUCGUCUGGUCAUCCUGCGCCAGCCUCGUGGUCCCGACAAUUCAAAGGGCUUCAGCGUGGAGCGGAAGACUCGCCAGCCCGGCGUCAUCGAUUGAGCAAUACACAGCCAGCCCCACUGGGCCUUGGAGGGAUGCGGUCCCUAAGGGAACCGGCAGGGGAUAAGGGAAAGCGACGCGGCAUACGCUUGUAAACCCACUCAUCCAUGAAACAUACACACGCAUGCAACAACUGGCAUGUGUAGUCCUGGCCCCCCCAUUGAUACCUGUAAGGGAACGUCCCCCUCCUCUCAUCUAUGAUGAUCUCAGUGGUUUCAUGCUGCAGAGUGCAUGGGAAUCCCUGACUGGAUGUGUGUGUGUGACUGUGUGUGUGAGAUGUAUUGUAGAGAUUAGUGUGAAGUGGAGGUUGUGUUCCUAAGGGGCCUUGUCCCUCCCAGUCAGUGUGGCUGUCCGUGUCCUGAUCCUCCGAGUCCGCUUCGUCUGGAAUUCUGCACCUGUAACCUGUCCACUAGUCUGAUUGGGUUAGAGUUUUGAUUGUUGGCAUGUCUUUAAACCUCUGCUUCAUUUUUUUUGUUCCUCUCUCCGCUCCUGUGCGUACGGAAAACCGGUUCCCCCUGUCUGCUCUGAUGUAUGCUUUCCUACAAAAUGCAUAAAGCGACGUUCCCUCCAUAAGGAGGAUCAUAUUUCAUACUCGUGCGAGCUUUUUUGAGGAUCCAUCUCUGCUCGGUUUUUUUGAGCAGUUUUUAAAAACGCUUCGUUGAAAAGGCUGGAGUAUAGCAGCAUGAAGUGCGGAAGUGUGACGCAUGUGAAGGUCAAAGUAGUUUCUCUGAGGGGAUUUCCCUUUUACCAGCCUAGGGCCUGGAGAUGCCUGCUUGGUAUUCACAUGCUCCACUAGAGGAGCUUUCCCCAGGUGCAGAAUUCCUGCUGGCGUCUUAUAUCUGCAGUUCUUUUAUACUAUUUCCUUUCUUGCACAUAUUUUUUUUUUUUUUUUUUUUUUUUUUAUUGAAACGUCGAUCUGCUAAUAUUGAAUAAGUAAGAAUAAGGUGCCUAAAACUUCAAACAAACAAAAAAAAGGAAUAAGUAAAAAAUUAGACGAAUUGUGCUCCUAGCCAACCCCCAAAAUACUC
Fundulus heteroclitus (mummichog) is the source of this 4606-nucleotide messenger RNA. It is a transcript of the gene csde1, whose product is annotated as cold shock domain containing E1, RNA-binding. NCBI's taxonomy places the organism in Eukaryota, Metazoa, Chordata, Actinopteri, Cyprinodontiformes, Fundulidae. Gene Ontology annotation, molecular function: nucleic acid binding. The transcript is spliced from 23 exons. The record is from RefSeq and is a predicted model, not a curated record. Bases 942 to 3578 code for a protein of 878 amino acids.